Messenger RNA from Dovyalis caffra, 1209 nucleotides. Lineage: Eukaryota; Viridiplantae; Streptophyta; Magnoliopsida; Malpighiales; Salicaceae. The record is from the annotation of a GenBank genome assembly.
AUGGAGAUCCGUAUGGAUUUCUUGACUUGUCUUGAUCACGACACAUCAAUGAAGAUUCUCAGGUGUUUGGAAGAUCCGUCUGAUCUUGUCCGUGUUAGUUCUGUCUCUCGUUCUUGGCGACAAUUUGUGAUUGCAAAUGGUCUUUGUAAGCAGCUAUGCUUGAGAAUGUUUCCUCACCUGCUUAGAGUUGAUUGUGUCAUUGAACCCAGUUGUGGUAUGGAAAAAGCUUCGGAAGUCGGAUGCAGCAAAUUGGUGGAAUGGGAAACUCUGAAGAGGGAGCAUAAAGCGUAUGCCUUUCUAGCUCAAGGGUGCAUGUCAUUUCCUUUUAGAGAGUGCAUUGGGGAUGCAAUAAGUGCCUCUAGCACUGAUAAUUAUCCAGAGGAAAGCAUUCGUAACACUUUGCAACCAGGAGACCGUAUUGGAAGGAGAGCUUCAUACUGGUCGAGUAAAGGACAACGUAAUGCUGCAGUACCUGAGACACUUUGGCGUUCACCUAUAUAUUCGGCUAAAUCUGUGCGGUUUCGUUUGGGUCAUCCCAAGUGCCCCAUGGAUGAUCCUUUGGGUGAACCAUUGGAUGACUGUGCUGAUGACAGGUUCAUAUGGACUUACUCUUCACCAGAGUUUCCAAUGGCCCAGGUCAUAGGGAACUAUUGGUUGACAUAUGCGCAGGUGCAGCAUCCUAUUGUCAGCCAUAGUAAAUGGAUCUGUCUUAGUUACUUUUGCACGAAAUUUGUGCAAUCUAAGAUAGACAUGGAGCUGGGAUCCAAUAUCUACACGUGGGAGAAUGCAUCUGUGUUGGUUACUUGUUGCAGGGAAGCUUGGAGAGAGAGCAGCUUGCAGAACUUCAAGCUUCCAGAACCUGUUGUUUGCAUUGGUGGAAUUUUGCAGAUUGAGCUGUUGGGAAGGGUUCAGAGGCAAGAAAUGGAUGGCUUAUUCUAUAUAUGCGUGGCUCACGUUCAAGUUAAAGGCAGGCCAUUAUCACCAGCAUUUGGUGUUGAAAUUCUUGCACCUUCUGGAAAGUUUGUAUUGAAAGCCCAGAGUUGUACCCCACCAAGCAUACCUGAUGAUGACUCCUCAUAUCGAGGUGGGCAUUUGCAUGGGCGUGUUGAUUUGGAGCAGAUUGUGAAUGUGCUGAGGGGAGGAGGAGUACUAGUUGAAUAUGAUUGGAAUUCAGAGGAUGAUGAAGUGGAUGAUGAGUUAGCUUUCUAG